AUGCAACUUCUUAAAAUUGAUAAUCAAAAUCAAAAUGAACAAUCAACAUCAUCAUCCGAUAAUGACGAUGAAGAAGAAGAAGAAGAAGAAGAAAUAGGUGAAAUAAAUGAACCAAUUGAAAAACAAAAUACUCUUCCAAUUCCACCUCCACCAAUAUUACCAUUUAUACCAAAUAAUAUACCAUUUCUUACCUAUAUACAAGAUUUAGUUCGUACAAAUAAUAUUCCAUCAUCAUCACCGAUAACAAUGGGAAAAUUUCUUGAAAAUUUUCAAAAAGAAUUUUUAUCAACAUCUAUGGAAUCUAAACGAAUAUUACCAAUACCUCCACCAAUAUUUUCUCAAACUGUACAUCAUCAUCAUCAUCCAUAUUUUUCUCAAAUACUUUUUAAUAAUUCAUUUAUAAAUCAUUUUCCAUCUGCAACAUCAUUAACACGUUUUGGUCAUCAUCUACCAAUAGAUAAUUUUCAUGAUCAUUCAACAUUUCCAUAUCAUUUAUCAACACCAAAAAAACGACGCACUAAAGUAACUGAUACACGUUUAUCACCACGUAUAGCAUCGAAAAUUCCUUCGGAUGAUAUAACUGAUGAUGAAAAUAGUUCAUCACAUCAUUCAUCAGAUGAAAAUCCAACUAAAUCUGAACAACAAUCAAUUGAAUAUAAUGGAUUUCAAGUGGCAAUAUUAACAUCACUUCAUUUACGUAAAGCAAAAUUAAUGUUCUUUUAUACACGUUAUCCAAGUUCAUCAGUAUUAAAAGUUUAUUUUCCUGAUGUACGUUUUAAUAAAUUAAUAACAGCACAAUUAGUUAAAUGGUUUUCAAAUUUUCGAGAAUUUUUUUAUCAACAAAUUGAAAAAUAUGCUCGACAAUGUUUAGCUGAAGGUAUUCGUCAUGUUGAUGAUUUAAUUGUAACACCUAAUUCUGAUCUUUAUCGAAUUCUUAAUCUUCAUUAUAAUCGUUCGAAUCAAAUCAAUGUACCAAUAAGUUUUAGUAAUGCUGUUCAAGCAGCAUUAAGAGAAUUUUUUCUUGCUAUACAACAACAAAAAGAUCUUGAAUCAUCAUGGAAAAAAAGUAUUUAUAAAGUAAUGCAACGUUUGGAUGAUCAAAUACCGGAAUUUUUUAAAAAUGACCAUUGGAUGCAUUCCAUAUGA
Molecule: messenger RNA, 1146 nt
Organism: Rotaria sordida
Lineage: Eukaryota; Metazoa; Rotifera; Eurotatoria; Philodinida; Philodinidae
Source: the annotation of a GenBank genome assembly